Messenger RNA from Cercopithifilaria johnstoni, 285 nucleotides. The record is from the annotation of a GenBank genome assembly. Lineage: Eukaryota; Metazoa; Nematoda; Chromadorea; Rhabditida; Onchocercidae.
AUGAUUUGUUUUUCAGCAAUAAGCAUAAUCAUCACAUUAUGUUUGGGUUCGAUACGAUGUUUCCAAGGUGUUAAGAGUGAGAAGUUACCGGAAGAUGAAAAUAGCCAAUCGCUACUAUUGCCCGAAAUUGGAGAAAAUGAUUGUAAGGGUGAUGAGAAUGAGUGGAUAAAGCCUACUGUUACCGGCUAUUUGGUUGGCCAACUUAUCGGUGUGAUUUUUGGUAUCGCUCUAUGUAUUGCAUUCAUUUAUCACUGUAUCCUUAAGAAUCUCAAAUUCCUUUCAUAA